Messenger RNA from Dothidotthia symphoricarpi CBS 119687, 2601 nucleotides. RefSeq names its product area protein. The transcript has 4 exons. The coding region runs from base 1 to 2601 and encodes 866 amino acids. NCBI's taxonomy places the organism in Eukaryota, Fungi, Ascomycota, Dothideomycetes, Pleosporales, Dothidotthiaceae. Gene Ontology annotation, biological process: positive regulation of transcription by RNA polymerase II; negative regulation of transcription by RNA polymerase II. Gene Ontology annotation, molecular function: DNA-binding transcription factor activity, RNA polymerase II-specific; zinc ion binding; RNA polymerase II cis-regulatory region sequence-specific DNA binding. The record is from RefSeq and is a predicted model, not a curated record.
AUGGACUUGCACUCGCUACCACCGAGCAGAGCGGCGCUGCUGCCCGCCGACGAGGCCGCCCGUCGCGGCGUGCUCGAGGACUCGAUGUUUCCGUCGCUGGGGAACGACGCCGGCAGCCCCAGUGUCGAGUCGCCCCAGGAGAUGCAGAAGAACGACCCGCUGGGCACGCAGAUCUGGAAGCUGUACUCGCGGGCAAAGACGCAGCUGCCCAAUGCGGAGCGCAUGGAGAACUUGACAUGGCGAAUGAUGGCCAUGAACAUGCGGCGGGCCGAGCUCGAUCGCAAUAAAUGGUCGAGCCAGGGCAGCAUGGACAUGCUGAUGCCGCCGCCAACCGCGAGCGUGAACAUGAACAUGAACAUGGACGUGAGCACAGGUACAGGCGCAGGCACACGACCAGCGCCCAGCACCGCACCGAGUGGCAUUGCGCAACAGCUGCGCAAGUCGGUCGACCGCCAGGCACACGCCCAGCAGCCGCAGUCAGACGCCAUGAACCUGGACGAUUUUAUAUUCCCCUCGUCAGUGGGAAGUCCCGCAGGAUUGUCGCCACACAUGUCGGAAGAGGUGGUGGGCCCGUUUAAUGCGACCGCCCCAGCGAUACCGAUAAGGAAGCCACACCAAGCCAGCGACCAUAACCUCUCCCUCGCCCGCGCAUCUGCGCCCUCGGUCCCUCCCCUGGUUGGCAGAGAGAAUGAUUUUGGCUACGUGCCCCGUCACGUCCGCAAGACCAGCAUUGACGAGCGUCGACCACCCAAACGGCGCGCAGAGGCCUCUCCCCAGGUCCCGCCCGUCAACAGCAUCAUGAUCCCCACCGACGCCCAGCAAGAGGCCGACCUGCACCACUACUCGCUCGACCAGCCCAUGCACCCGCCGCACUUCCCAGCCUCGCAGUCGCACGUUCCCUACUCCAUCGACACCUUCCAGAUGCACGACGACCCCAUCGUCAACUCGGCGGGGCCCUUCCAGCAGAACUUUGGCUUCUCGCCCGUCGGCUCGCCCUUGAUGAACCACAACCACAACGCCUCGUACUCCAACAUGUUCAACCCAAACUCGAUAGCCUCGUCCCUCAACUCGACCGACUACUACUCUCCUCCCAGCUCCGCCUUUCCCUCGACCGUCUCCACUCCCCAGCCAAUCCCCGACGACAACCACAUGUACUUUGACCGCACCGGCAUGGACAUCCGUGGCCAACACACUGCUUCUUCGUACGGACCCCACCGCCCCUCAGGUCUGUCAGCUUCAAUGCAACCGCACUUCAUCUUCAACCCCAGUGGUGGCGGCCCAGACACCGUCUUCAGUCCCGUUACGAGUUCCAGCUCGUCCCUGCCCUUUUCAGCGACCUCGUUCGGUCAUGCAGGCCACGUCGAUCCGUCUCAGGUGCUGCACAACAACCUCCCUUUGCGACAACAGCAGGAGAUGCAAAUACCACGGCACGAGAACAUGUUCACGUUUGGGGCCGACUCCGACGCAGAAGACGAGGAUGGAGGCGCCUUUGCAGAUCGCACUAUGCCAUCACAGGAUUAUUCCCCAAUGGAAGAGGGGCCUUUGGACUUCACCACAGGCUUUCAGUGGGAAACAAAUCUCUCCAAUCAAUUUAACCCCAUGCCAGCGCGAUACCCGGCAGGGCCCCCACGCAAGACGGUUACGAUUGGUGGGACUGAAAUGGUGCACUCACCGCAAGAUCACUGGAGUCCUGGCAGCCUUGGCCGAACCCACGGCUCAGCUGCCUCUGUGAGCGACAUACGUAACCGUGGAAAUGACCCACGCCGCCAAAAAAUACCCCGCAUUAGCUCGACGCCAAACGCGGCAGGAAUGGUGCACCAGGGCAUGUACGGCCGACCGCAGUCAUCGCCAAAUUCACCCCCAGAAUCGGGUCUCAAUUCUGCAGCGCCCUCACGGCCUCAAAGUCCAGGCGGCACAAAACAGGGAGAAAGCAGUGCACCCACGACUUGCACCAAUUGCUUUACGCAAACCACACCCUUGUGGCGCCGCAACCCAGAAGGUCACCCUCUUUGCAAUGCGUGUGGAUUGUUUUUGAAACUGCACGGCGUGGUCCGGCCAUUGUCGCUCAAGACGGACGUUAUCAAGAAGCGCAACCGAGGGAGUGGCAACGCUCCCGUUGGCUCUGCUUCGACACGAUCGUCGAAAAAGUCGUCUCGCAAGAACUCAAUCGCACAAACAACGCCAGUCACGACACCAAAGGCAACGGACUCGGAAUCUCCAAACUCGACAGGUUCUGGAGGUGGUGGAAGCGCCUUUCUAUCUUCAAUCACCCCUUCAGCUUCAAAGUCUGGCGGUGUGGUUCCUAUCGCUCCUGGUCCACCCAAGCCUAGUAGUUCAACCACCCCAACCCAGUCUCGUGGGGUCGCUGCAAUGCCUAAACGCGCUCGAGGUCAAAGCAAGAGCGACUCACAGGAGUUGGAGAUGGCCGACGCCGACGACACGAAUGGAAGAGCCCCACUGCGGAGAAGAGAUACCGCGAUCGCGGCGACAUCGACCGCUUUCCCGAGUCAAAACCUUAGUGCUCUUCCCAUGGGUGCUAUGGGUCAAGGGCUACAAUCGUCUGGUCCUGCAGAAUGGGAAUGGCUGACAAUGAGUCUAUGA